Messenger RNA from Plutella xylostella (diamondback moth), 3803 nucleotides. Its product is annotated as neural cell adhesion molecule 1. NCBI's taxonomy places the organism in Eukaryota, Metazoa, Arthropoda, Insecta, Lepidoptera, Plutellidae. The record is from RefSeq and is a predicted model, not a curated record.
AUCAGUACUCGCGUGCGCGCCGGGCCGAGCGGUCGUGUGUGAGUCCCGCCCCCUGGUGCCGAAUACGCGUUGCGGUAUCAGACUGAACGGUGACGAAACCAAUGACAGAAAUAAUUGUGCGUGAUUGUUGAAUUUACAGGUUAUUCAGAAGUGACACGUUCGUGGCUGUUUUUUGUUGAUUUUUGUUCUAGAUUUUUUGAAUUUAUUGUGAUAUCGAUCCUAAACAAUUGCAAUGGUGUUCAGCGGCCAUCAUAGCCGUAUAACAGUUUUAAUAAGAAACAGAACAAAUACUUUAUCAACAUGCAGAAAAUGUGUUAAAACGUCGCAUGUGUAGUGUGGGACGAUCACCGAUGUCACCAUGUAAGACUGCAGUGUCGUGUCUGAAGUAACGAUGUGUUGUGUCAAGUUCGUGAGGCUGCUCCUGCUGCUGGCUGCUUGCUGCGCUCAGGAAAGCGAGUGGAGUGAAGAUGCUGAAGACUUGGUGUCGACGGUGGACGUGGACGCGGUGCUGGGCCGCACGGCGGCGCUGCCGUGUGACGUCACGCCCGACACCAAGGAGGACCGCGUGUACAUGGUGCUCUGGUUCCGGGCGGGCAAGGCCACGGGCGGGAAACCUAUAUACAGUUUCGACGUCCGCGGCCGCUCGUUCAACAAGGCGCUGCAGUGGUCGGACCCGCACGCGUUCGGGCCGCGCGCGUACUUCGCCACCGUGGCGCGGCCGGCGUCGCUCACGCUGGACACGGUGCAGCUCGACGACGAGGGCGUCUACCGCUGCCGGGUCGACUUCAAGAACUCGCCGACGAGGAACUUUCAGAUACGGCUGCAUGUUAUUGUGCCGCCGCACCAGCUGAUCCUGUACGACAAGUCGGGGCGCGACGUGUCGGGCGUGGUGGGCCCGCUGGAGGAGGGCAACGAGCUAGUGCUCGUCUGCGAAGUAAGAGGAGGCCGCCCGGCGCCCACAGUGAUGUGGCUGAUCGACUCCACCCCCGCCCCGCAGUACAUCGGGGAGAAGACCGACACGCACGUGGUGGUGAACCGGCUGGAGCUGCCACAUGUGAGGAGGAAACACCUGAAUACCACCUUCAAGUGUCGCGCCUCCAACACCAACCUCGUCAGCCCGCAGGAGAAGACUGUGCGGCUUGAGCUGAAUUUGAGGCCUAACCUAGUAGAGAUAGUGAACAAGCCGGCGUCGCUGUCGUCGGAGCGGGCGGUGAACCUCACGUGCGUGUCCGAGGGCAGCCGCCCGCCCGCCCAGCUCACGUGGUACAAGGAUAAUAGGAAGUUUAGAAGAGGAAAGGUGGUGGAGUGGUCCAACGAGACGUGGGUGAGCAGCAGCCUGCAGCUGUCUCCGCUGCCCGAGGACGACGGCGCCGUGGUGAAGUGCCAGGCUGACAACAGCGCGCUGCCCGGGCAGAGCAUCGAGGACUCCUUCAAGCUUGACGUUGUCUAUCCACCAGUGGUGUCCUUAUCACUAGGGAGCACCCUCAACCCUCACGACAUCAAGGAAGGCGACGACGUGUACUUCGAGUGUUCCGUGAAGGCGAACCCGAGGGAACAUCGGAUAUCAUGGUAUCAUAACGAUAAACCAGUGCUGCACAAUGUGGUCUCCGGCAUCAUCGUCAGCACCAAGAGUCUGGUGCGGCAGAAGGUGACCAGGGACGACGGCGGCGACUACUCUUGUAGAGCCACCAACGCCUUGGGGGAGACCUCCAGCCAACCCACCCAUCUUAGCAUACAGUAUGCGCCAGUGUGUGAGCAUUCGUCGCCACAAGUACUAGGAGCGCAGCUGGACGAGGCGUUGCGAGUUCGCUGCUCGGUCACCGCCAACCCGCCGGACGUCACGUUCUUCUGGCAGUUCAACAACAGCGGCGAGAGCUUGGACGUCUCGCCUUCCAAAUCUGGAACAGCGAACGGCAGCAUGAGCCAGCUGAGCUACAAGCCACAGAGCGAGCGCGACUACGGCACGCUGAGCUGCCGCGGCACCAACGCCGUGGGCCGGCAGCUCGAGCCCUGCGUCUUCCAGAUUGUUCCAGCCGCCCGUCCGUCAGCGCCGCGCAACUGCUCGCUGCAGGCCGGCAACUCGUCGGAGGGCGGGUGGCUGGUGGUGCGCUGCGUGGCCGGCUACGACGGCGGCCUGCCGCAGGCAUUCGUGCUGGAGGCACUGGACCCUGGCAGCGGGAGGAUACGGUUCAACGCUACUGUUAAUGAAACUGAUGGCCUCGCAACCUUCAAGCUGGAUCUGUCGCAGCUGUCUUCAGGGCAGCUCGAAAACGAGGUGGAUGCCACAUUCAACCUGCUCAUAUACGCCAGGAACCUGAAGGGCGAAUCGGAAAGGACAUUACUAGAAAAUAUCGCCUUUAAUGACGCCGCUAGACGAACAGACGGCAAAGGCGCGAUGGCCGGCAUGACGCUAGGCCUAGUGGUGGCGGCGGCGCUAGGGGCUGCGCUGGCCACGGGCGGCGUCGCGCUAGCCGCCCUGUGCGCCCGCCGCCGCCGCGCGCGCGCCCCACACAAACACCCUCCCGGAGACAUGCUGGAGCUGAGCGACGGCGGCCGCCGGUACGUCGUCGCCUACACCAUCAAGUCCAGUCCGGAGCUGAAGACUCCUGAUCCUCAGCCCGAUAUAUUGAAUGCGCCAGAUUCCGAGCAUCAAACGACGCAGUGCCUAGGCGAUACUGCCGAGUGGCCAAGUAUAAAAGAGAUUAGAGAAGACUGGACCAAGCCGAGCGUGGUGUUUUCAGCCGAAGAUCUAGCGCUGCUCGACUCGACAGCGCCGCUGGUCUCCUCCGGCGAAUUAGUGCCGCGGAGUCAAGAAGACAUUCUGAACCAGAACUUGGCAGGCCAGCCAAUUACUGUAAAUAACUUUGCGGGCAACUUCAGCCCGACACUUGGCAGUCCGAACUUUGUCUGUCCGAACGGGAACGUGGAGUCUCCGUUCGGGAGCCAGAGCCUGGGCCUGACGGGGCCUACGCUGAGCUCGGGCAGCCUGGCGGCCUCCACGCUGCACCGGACCAAGGGCAAGGCGCGGCGGCGCGAGCACGUCAUCGCCGAGAAUGUGCCGGGCCCGGAGAGCUGUGUGUGAACGGACUUAGUGACGUCACAGAUUAAAUGAUACUGUGACUACAUAAGUGACGGUGACGAAAACUGUGUUGUCUUUUGUUUAAUCGGUUUAAGGAUUUCAUGCCAAAGUUGUGUUUGUUACGGUUUUGUCGGCUCGCGGUGUAAAAAGUCUCGGGAAUACGUUUUUAUACUUGUAUUGGUUAGGAUGAAAGUUAAUGGAAAGGGAGUUUCGGUGUAGUAAAUUGCUCAAAUUAUCAUCAUUAUAACUUGAGAACCAGAUAUUGUGACCCUGUAAAUAAAAUGUUAAAACUGUACAUUUAAACAGAAUGUGCUCUGCUUGUAGAUUAUUCCUAUUUAUUUAUGUUAAUAAAAUGGUUGUGUGAGUGUUAACAAUGAUAGACUAAUAUUUUAUAUCGAAAGUUGUAAGAAGCUUUUCUUAUUGAUAUACCUACCUACUUAUAAUUUUUGCAAAUGUACCUAUUUAGUGAAUUUGUAAAUAUUUGUACCCACUCCUAUAAUUAACUAGGUAGCGAUAUUUUAAUAAUGAUUAUAAAAGUGUAAAUGUUUCCAGUUUUCGUUGAUUCUAUUGCAUAGAGUUUAAUAACAUUAAGAACAGACAUUUGUAACAAAGUUUUGUUAAAAUCAAACUGUUGUAGUUGUAAAGAAAACCAUACGAAAUUAGUUGUCAGUCUAAUAUGAUUCGAUAUGACAGUUUUAUAUUUAAUAAAAAAUACUUUUAUUUA